Messenger RNA from Porites lobata, 6613 nucleotides. The record is from the annotation of a GenBank genome assembly. NCBI's taxonomy places the organism in Eukaryota, Metazoa, Cnidaria, Anthozoa, Scleractinia, Poritidae.
AUGGCGACUAUUAUUUCAGAAGCGGAAGUCACAGCGGCUAUAGAGGAGGCGUUAGCUGAAGAUUUUGGCGACAUGGAGGACGCAAACGCUGAUGAAACGCCUACUGAAACAAAAAUUGAAACGAUGCGGUUUUCUUUCGAGCCAAGAAACAAGUAUGUAACUGAAGUUAAGGACAUGAAUGAGUACGUUUUGUCGUACUUUGAGUCGAUGAACCACAUGAGUAAGAGAAUCAUUACAGAACAGCGCGAACUUAUGGCUGAACAGGGCAGUAGAUGGAAUCAGUUAAGCCCAGAAGAACAAGACAAGUUAAUAGAUAAUCGAAUGCUCGACCCUAAAGUUAGAAAACAUUACUACGUUGACCAAACUUUCUCAACAAGAAAACCCGACUGGUUUCCUGUCUUGAGGUUGGCCCAUGGAGUCUCCGGGUCGGAAAAUAGUUUUAACCCGCGCGACAGUAUAGCAUCUGUCACGGUAAGGUUUUAUGCCCUUUGUGCUUAGCAAUCAAAUUUAUUUUCCUUCAAAUUGAUUUUCUGAGUAAGUUUUGGGUUCGAAACAUUAUCUUCGCAUUUCAACGCAUCUUUGAGGGCAUAUUUGAAUCGAAUUCUUGGCAAAUUACGCAUUUGGAAGCAUAACAUGUCACACUAUUUUUUAAUGCGAGCGUGCUCAUGACUUCUACCUGAUAGCCAUUGAUGGUAAUAGCAUUGGGUGUGGUGGAUUAAGAUCAUUUUAUGUAGACUUUAACAUACACCACAUCUCGGGAAUGGAGCUAAUUCUUAAAAGAAAUUAGAGGAAAAGCUAGGAGAGCGUGUUCCAGUUUUUGCCCUAAUGAUUAUACUACCCUGGCGGUAAAUAUUGUAAAACUACAUUGUGAAUAUUUAUGGAUCGUGGAUUUCCCUUCCAUCUUAAGGCUGAGAAAGAAUCAGUUGUUGUCACGUUUUUGGGAGAGUGCUACUAACAGGAACAUUCAAUGUUACAACAUGGCAGUCUUUACCCUACCUCAAAUAUCUUACUUUUUAUCACUCCAAAGGCACAUAAAUGUUACGCAUGAAUGCCACUUGGACUUGACUAACAUACUUGAUCCCGUUUCUAUGGAGAAAAGUUGUCCCAGGUGCAGGGGUCACCCCGGAAGCUACCAGUGGCAAAGCUAACUUUUCAUACAUUUCCUUUUAAAAAACAAAAUGGGGCAAACCAUUUACUUGAGAAACAAAAAGUUGGCAUGGCUAAGAGGGUGACUCACCAAGCGGGGUCAUCCUUUUGUGAGGGUAGGGUCACCCUUGUGGUUGGGCGAACAAUUGUAUCCAAAUAAACACUUUGGCUCACCCAGCCAGGCCAACUCAGUCAAGGUGAGACAAUCAGAGCAUGUGUGAGUGCUGUUGUAGAUAACUGCAGAGCAUGCCCAAGGACUGCUGGCUCGGGCAAAGGGAUCAACUUUUUUCUCAAUGAUGUGACUGUCAUAGGUAAAAAUCCAUUCUUAAACUAGCUAAACCAGUAUUCAAGUGAUUAGCAGGCCCUGCGAAAAAUUUUCUUUUUAAGAAAAGAAAACAAAUCUAACCAAGUCACCAUUCUAGCUUGACAAACCAGAAAAGACGUCAGACACAUAUCAUGUUCACUUAUAAAUAUUUCUUUAAUUAUUGCUUUGCAAAUCUCCUGCUACCAAGUGGUAGUCUUUGAUGGUUAUUCUGUCCAGUAAUCAUGCAUGUCUGACUGCAGGUGGGAUUAAUUUUCACUGGAUGGCAAAUUUUUGGUUGGACAUUGUCUGAUGACCAACUGUAAUAUUUGCACCUCUGUAUUAGAGUUAGCUUUAUGCUAGGAUUCUUACCUUAGCAGACCACCUUGUAGGUUGAAUACUUGUUUAACCAUAGAAGAGAUUCUACCUAUCACAUAUUUACUGAUGUCAGUAUAGUGUAAUCUAAAAAAUUAAAGAUUAUUUUCCUUUUCACCGAAAUUAGGAAAAACCUAUUUUGCACAAAUAUUUUUUUCAACAGACUGAUGUUGCAAAUUGCAUGUGUGUAGAAAAGUGCAUUCAAAGUAAUAACAUGAUAUUGAGUAAUACUUAAUUAGCUUAGACAUUACAAAUCUCAUAGAAACAAUAAUUCCUUUUCCCUUUUCUCUUUUGGUUUUUCUCUUGUUUGGUUUAAACAAGGAGGCAGUGUGGCCGAGUGGUCAGCCCAUCGGACUCCCAAUCCGGUGGCCCCAGGAUCGAGUCCCGCUCUGGCCACUUGCUGGAUUUGUACUCGGUCUUCCCGGGUUCAAAUUCUCAGCCAGGCUUGUAAAUAGCCAACUGGUUGCCUCCUGUCAGUUGGGGUUUUUAAUCCUGUUAUGUUGUAUUUGAAUUAUUAUUUUGUUUCUAAAUAUUUGAUUGGAGUGCCUGUAAACUAGCUGGAUAAGUUAAGUGUACUUUCCACUAUAAACAAGCCUUUAAACCUUUUAAAACCUUUUUUUUUUAUAGGAGAUACAUUCAAAAGACCAGUUCUCAGCUCCUUGGUCUUGGGAGACAAAAGUAAGUGAUUGGAGUAUCUCAGGAAUUCCUAUAUGUUGAUAUACUUGUAUUACUAAAGAAUAAUGAAGCCCUCUUGCGGUGGGGGGGGGGGGAGUACGUUAAACAGGGUUUUCAAUAAGAUUUCAAGUAGGUGGCAAAAGCUUUGGAGUAGGUGGGGAAGGAAAAACUUGCGAUAAAGGUGCAACUUUCUGGAAAAACUUUGAAAUCUGGACCUCUUGGAUGCAUUUCCAGAAUUCUGAAGCAAAAAUGAGAGUGUUUGAACAGAACACAUACAUCAUGAAGUUUGGGCUUUUUUAUUCAUUGACAACACAUGAAUACUCUAUUUAAACUGGGGUAAUUUCCAAAGAAUAGUAGGCGGCGAGUUUGUGUGAAAUAGCCGGCGAAUUUCGCUGGCCACUGGCUCUUAUUAAAAACCCUGACAUAUGUCCCCAAACCAAAUUUCAAAAGUGGUCAUUUAGUGAAUAUGAAGAGGAGGCCGUGUUGCUGGUGGAAUUUUACCAUUGUAUUUGCGAUUUUUGUCUUCGCUGUUGCAGUUUCAACCCAACUUCGUGUUGUUUGUCACCAUUUCAUCUAGUCUUCUGUCACUGUUUUAAGGCCAUGUGGCUUGUCAGAAUUUAACCCUGACAGGACCUCAGUAAUAGCAGCAAGGUUUACUCGAGUCACAUUCCUUUCAGUAGAAUGUACUGUACGUGUUUUGGCUGAAACCUUGUCACUGACAAAUACAAAAUCAGGGGCAGGCCCAGGAUUUUUCUUACGACGGGGUGCAGCACCAAGGAGUGGUUUAACUGACUGGUGAUAAAAAUAAAUUUUAAUACAAAAUACCAGUUGUAUUAGAAAUCCGCAGGUCACCCUAAGGUGUGGGGGGGUGCACACACCCUGCACACCCCCCUAGAUCCGCCCCUGAAAACGUCAUAUUAACCCGCAUUCCGCUCAAGGCUUUUCAUGUAAAUUACAAGUACACAGUAUAUGGUAGACUUUGCCAGACUCCUUACCUUGGUAAAUCAUCUGAAGUACAUGUGAUAGGUUAACAAGGCCCCCAAUGUGAAUGUUGAUAGAUAACAAGCAAAGGGUGGUCGCCUCCAGUGGUUUGUCGCAUCCUUAGUGAGUACUUCAGUGCAUCAUGGUUUCCUGAGUGUGACAGUUCAGAGCUGAAGGUCUUAUCACUAAUUUCUCAACCUUUUGUAGAGUCAACAAGACCUCUCUUUGUUGGAAGAAGGAGAACUUGAGCAACACUUGAAAAAUGCAUUAGAAGCUGACUCUGAGGAAAUAAGCACAUUGGCUUCUGCUGAGUUUAAAAGGCGAGCACUGAAUGACGUUGACACAAGGUCUAAGGACACAAGUCAGAGUGGCAGCUUUCCUGGAUCAGAACCAUUAUCUAGGAAAGAAUUCAUGUUUGAUGGUGUUAAGCACAGUCCAGCCAGUAGCAUGCAGGGGAGUAAAGGAAGUUUGUCAUCAUCAUCAUCAUUACCAAAAGGCAGCAAGGCAAGUCUUGUAUCAACCACACCUCCAAAGGGUAGUAAAUCCAACCUUGUAUCGACAAUAACUCCCAAGGGAAGUAACUCAAAUCUUGCGUCAUCAACACCUCUCAAAGGAAGCAAAAAAAAUCUUGUCUCAGACACACCUCUGACUGGAAGUGCUGUUAAAGUCAAUGUUUCAUCGGAGACACAGCCGUGGGAGAGCAGUGCAAGUUUUUCGACACAACUAGCUAGUGAACCAUCAUCUCAAAGGGAGGACAUUGGCCUUCAGGAACUCAACAAGUCUUCAACUGUGUCUAGUGUAAGUAUUUUAUAACAAGGGGAAACUCUCAGAGCAUUACCUUAAUAAUAUUACAGUGUGCAUUUGAAUAGAUCCCAGCUUGACUGAAAACAGUAGCACUAGCCUGCAAAUUAGUUUGCCUCCUUCCAGAUAUUAUUCUUAACCCUCUUAUUUUUAAUUAAUUUUAAGGUUUUUGUUUCAUUAUUAAGCCCCUUCUGAGGAGAGAAUGAUUAUUGUAAAUCCUCCUCCCUUAGGGGCUUAUUUAUUUCAAGUCCAUUUGAGGUGGGGUGGGGGGGGGGCUUAAUAGAGACGUGGGGCUUAUUUGAGAGGCGGGGGGCUUAUUUAAUUUAGAAAAGACGAUGGUAUCGGUUCUCCAUAGAGAACUAGAAUACGGAGAGGAAAAGCUCAAGUACAAGACUUUUUAGGUCGUGCAGCUGAGGAUCAGAAUCAAAUACGAACUUCCAGUUGGUAAAUAAACCAUCCCAGAUCAGUCCACACAAAGUUUUACAGUCAUGAUUGAUUAAUAAAGUCUGCCAUUUAUUAGUGAAGAAUAAUUAGGGGAGGGGAGGGGGGUUAAUAGAGAGGUCGGGGGGGCUUAUUAACUUUCUUCUCCUGAAAAGGGGGGGGCUUAUUAGAGGGAGGGGGCUUAUUAUUGGAGAGUUGGGCGCUGAAUAGAGGAUUUACCGUAAGUAUUUAUUUAAGGUACUUAUUACAGUGGAACCUUGAUAUAACAAAGGCCCAAGGGACUAGCAAAAUAAAUACGCUCGCUAUAAAGAGGUUUCGUUAUAUCGAGGUUCUUUUUCACAUAUUGCACUAUUCAUGGAACAAAAUAAUAGUUCGUUAUACUGAGGACAUCUUUCAUUAUAGAGGUUUUAUUUUUAUCAUGAUUCCACCGUACUUUACGGUUUAACAAAAUCAGAGCCGAUCAUAUACAAAAGUUUAUAGUAAUGAAAAGAUUAAUCAAAGUUAAGUGGUGACCACUUCUUCGCUUUGGACUCCACACGAUUCUGAGAAACUGGCGAGCUACCCACCCCUCCCCUAGCUCAAUUUUAACACUGACUUCUUACUCAGGACAAAAUGUUGGAUUGGGGGAGGAGUCAGUGGCUAGUUUUUCAGACUCUUAAAUUGACUCUUAAAUUCUGUUCACUUAAGGUAGACUUUUCCGGAAGCAUAAGCAAAGGUUUUCUCUGAAAUACCAGAAACUACUUUCUUUUCUUUCUUUCAGGAAUUCACUGUUGACACAGCUUCUAAUUCCAAUGACUUGAUGGCUUUUCUGCAGAAUUGGUAGCCACCGUAAUACAGUAUCGUAAUGAACUGUUCUAGAGCGCUAAGUGUGUUUUGGAAGUUCGUACAGUGUUACAACAAGCUAUCACAAAAUUUUGACUCUUUUCAAUUAACUAACUGACUUUCCUGGCAUGUUCAAAAACACAAACCCCAGAAUUAAGCUGCGAGAGUCUCUUUCCCGCAAUUUUUUUUAGAGGAGGGGUUGUCUGUGCACAGGUUACUGUCCCAGAGUGGCAAUGCUACUGUGCUAGCAUUUUAUGAUCACGUUAGAUGCCCCUCCUCUACCGGUGAAUGGUUUGAACCCAGAAGUCAUUUCAUUUGUUGUCCCUAUUCAUUUCCUACAGCAGUUGAGGGGAGAAGUUGAUAAAAUAUCAAGCAAAUUCAUCUUGUGUGAUCAUGUCCGUAAUUCUCAUGACCACUCUGUUUUACAAAGCAUUGAUAUUACAAGGAGAAAUCUGAUGCUGAUCACUCAAAAGGACAGUGACUAACGUUUCGACAACCAGUACGGUAGUCAUCUUCACAAAUCUUAAAGAGAACCUCAAAUGUUCAAAAUGACGGUCAAAAUUUCAAAGUCGUUUUUUUUUCAUCAGGCGAAAAAAAUAAAUUCCAUUGGUCUCCAAAAUGAUGCAAAGAACCAUGAUACGCCUUUUAUUUGGUCAAAAUUGAUACCGCAUGAAAAGACGCUAAUUCUUGGCUGUUAUAAUAGUAGGCAACUGAAAAACGUUAUUUUAGAGUAAUUGUAGCAGUUUGAUAUUCGUAUUCAGUUUUCUGACUCAUUUACGGCUCUUAAAAAAAUUAAAAUUUAGCAUUUAUUCCAAGACGACGACUCUUACUUUAGACGAUACCCAUUUCCCAUCUUCGUUAUCCAUGGAUGUUUUACCCCGCGUUAGGAUACCGUAAAAUUCCGAAAAUAAGCCCCUCCAUUUAUAAGCCCCCCAAAAUCGUAACACAAAAAAUCCUCCGUUAAAUCGCCCCUCCGAAUAUAAGCCCCCAGGGGGGCUUGUACUGGGAAUUUGCCCUCGAAUACAAAGUAAAACAAAGCAAAAAUGGUAAAUUUCCUUUCCACCAGAAGCU